Cephus cinctus (wheat stem sawfly) is the source of this 2874-nucleotide messenger RNA. Its product is annotated as dynein light chain 2, cytoplasmic. Gene Ontology annotation, molecular function: dynein light intermediate chain binding; dynein intermediate chain binding. The record is from RefSeq and is a predicted model, not a curated record. The transcript is spliced from 3 exons. Gene Ontology annotation, cellular component: cytoplasmic dynein complex. Gene Ontology annotation, biological process: cilium assembly; microtubule-based process. The coding region runs from base 445 to 714 and encodes 89 amino acids. NCBI's taxonomy places the organism in Eukaryota, Metazoa, Arthropoda, Insecta, Hymenoptera, Cephidae.
UUAAAAAUAAAAUUUCUGAAGUAAAUAUAGCAAACGUGGAUAUAAUCGAAAGCUUUAAUAAAGUAUAUAAAUCGUGGUAUAAAAUACUAGUUGUAAUAUUAAAAAAUUAUCUGUUGGAAGAACGAACGAAGAAAUCAGGGAAAUAUUAUAACAUAUAAGAAGGUUUGUUCCUACGCGCGCUACGUUUCGCAAGGCAUGCUGGGCUGAUAGAAGACCCUGAUAGAAGACCCUAAUCGCCGGCCAAUCAGAAGCCAGAAAGUGUGGCACGGGCGCUCCAAUCUUCAACCUGAUCGAGGGAUUUUCGGUGUUUGGCUGGAGCGCGCAAAAAUCGUGGAGUAAGUCGUUUCACCCGCGGAAAAUUGUGUGAAAUCGAGAUCAACUGUAUACCAGAGACUGUCUGUGGAUCAAUUGGUGGAGAGUAUUACCAGUAAAAGAAUAGACAAAAUGUCGGACCGCAAAGCAGUUAUUAAGAAUGCUGAUAUGUCGGAGGAGAUGCAGCAGGAUGCUGUUGAUUGUGCCACCCAAGCUCUCGAAAAGUACAACAUUGAAAAGGACAUCGCGGCAUUUAUCAAGAAGGAAUUUGAUAAAAAGUACAAUCCGACGUGGCACUGCAUCGUCGGACGUAAUUUCGGUAGCUACGUCACACACGAGACAAGACAUUUCAUCUACUUCUACCUGGGCCAGGUAGCCAUUCUCCUCUUUAAGAGCGGAUAAGCUGAUUUCUAUUUUUCCGUAUUCGAAACAAGCCCGAACCACCUUGCCCCUCCCCAUUACAUACCCCGAAAAUUCUCCAAAAUCCUGCCACAUCCUGCUUUUCCAAUAUCCCAGAGUCGCCAACUCUCAGUCGCCAUGCCACUUAUAUAAAUUAAAUUAUAUUACGUGUACGUAUAUGACGACAGCUUGUUUUUGAAAAAAAAAAAGAAAAAAAAUGAGAGAAAUGUCCCGCAAGAGUAUGACAUGGAAGGCGUUGAUUAAAGGGAAAGCGAGAAAAGGAAUUAUGAUAACGAUCCCACCAUCUCGACGUUGUUAACGGUUUCUUCGUGGACCGAAUGAAUUAAAGAUGAAGAAAAGAAAUAUUGUGUAGAGAAUCUAAGGGUUAGGGGGACUUGUUUGAAUGGUUAAAAAAAUGGAGUGGACGUGUAAUGGCGGACGGUGAUGAUGAUGAUGUAGAUGAUGAUGAAAAAACUGACAUACUACCUUACAUGUUGAAAUGUAUUGCGUAUGCCAAAAAAAGCUUUGUUGUGUUCUUGUUUUAUAUUAGGUAUAUAUGUAAGGUUGGGUUCAGUGUUGGCGAUUUGAAGUCGGAACAGAAUUUUUCUCGUUGGUUAACGUGAGCGUUUAUUAUGCCAGAAGAGACAUUUUGAAUAAAAAAAACUACAGGAUCAGAUAUCACAUAUUGUUGAUCAUAGUGGAAUGAGAUGUAUCGAGGAACGAUGAUCAAUGACUAACAGUCGCCAUUAAUGAACGCAAGCCAGGUUAACGAUUAAUUAUCUCAAAGGAAGAAGAUAAAAUUAAUUAUGUCAAAUCGAUCGUAUAUCGUCCCUACUUACCCCAACGCUACACAUAACGUUUCAUAUAUAUAACGGUAUACCUAUUUUUUUUUAUUUGUUUAACUACAUUUUGUUUAAGUUUAAGGUAAGAAUGCAUUAAAAAAGUGAAGAUGAAUUCAACACAGUCGACGAAAGCAUUAGAUUUUUUUUAUAUAUAUAAAUAUAUAUCGGAUAUAUAUAUGUAUGCGUAAUACAUAUGUAUAUAUAUUGCGCACUCGAUAAUUAUUAACUGCAUAACAGCCGAGUAUCAAUCGUUGUAAUACUAACACAAUAUUAUUACUUAAAUAAUAUUAGAAGACCUUUUGUUAUACUACCGUUGUAUUUUGUAACUGGCACGGGACUUUGAUGAUCUAUUUGUCGAAAAAGGAAGGAAGAAAAAAAAUAGGAUGGUUAAGAAAAGGAUUGAUAAAGAUAAAAUGGCGAUGCAUACUUAAAAUGAAGAUAAAAUCAAUUGAUUCCCAGGCAAUGCCACUUGCUCUCUCUCUCUCUCUCUCUCUCUCUCUCUCUCUCUCUCUCUCUCACACACACACACACACACUCUCACUCUCUCACUCUCUCACUCUCACUCACUCACACACACACAUUCUGUCUUUCUCUGUUCGUUCCAAUCAUUACUUGAUCAUUUAAUACUCCAUAUUAUGGUAAUUAUACAUAACAUUAUUAUAUAGAUUAUUAUACACAUAUAUUGCUAUUUAUACAUAGUGCAAUCUCCAAACGAUAUUUCCAUGCAGAGUGCUCCCGGCUCGCGGCAGACGUAGGAUCGAUUUUUAUCGUCCAAGAAUUGAGACACUAAGAUUGUUCAAAGGACUUUUUCAAACUGGGUGCGCGAUUAUUCAGUCCAAAGCGCGUAUCCCCUUGGUACGUGUGUAUCCGAAAGUUUAUCACCUGGAAUCUUCGCAGUUCCACCGUUUUUAAAUAGAUUUAUAAAUAUAAUGUAAAACUUGAAGCGGACGAGAGACUUUUUUCACUUCUCGCCAGAGUCAAAAGUCGGCCCAAGGCACUCUCCAAGUGAGACAGCGUGAUGGACAAGACGAGACGAGGUUAAUAAAGUUGCACGUUGUGUAAAAAACAUGGGGAAAAAAUGAAAACUAUUAGAUGACGAGUCGCAAGCGUCAUUUGAUAAUGAGGUACGAGAAUUCGUACUUGCAUUGAAAGAAAUCGAAGGAUACAAGAGCAUAAUUAGUGCGUGCGAAUCCGUGAAAAUGUGCGAGAAUGGAAUUAAGGAUGCGAUACCGAUUUAAGAGAUAAUCGUGCACUAUGGUUGACCUGUGCUAAUAAUCGACCGGCGUAUGUGUGCUUACGUGGAAUACGUAUGAUAAGGUAC